AUGAAUCAUUCUUUUAAUCCUUUCGCGGCCGCCGCUCCCAUCGCCGUGCCUUCCGCUCCGGACUUGAGAAUCGGCUUCGGAUCCUUCUACAUUCCGAAGCAAAACUCGCUCGGACCACAAGGAGAGGAUGCUCACUUCAUCUCCACACCGGACAAAGUCUUUGGAGUGGCGGACGGCGUCGGUGCUUGGGCGGAGGAAGGGAUCGACUCCGGCGAGUAUGCCAGAGCACUGAUGGCGAACUGCGCCGCCGCAGCAGCGGCGGACGUAGACGCAGAUCCGAAGAGGAUUCUAACGAAAGGUUACAUGAAAACAACGAGGAUUCUCGGAUCUUCAACCGCCUGUAUAAUCGCUCUGAGAGGUAAUGCGUUGAAGGCGGCGAACAUAGGCGAUAGCGGAUUCAUGAUCUUCAGAAAGAAGAAACUCGUUUUUGUAUCGGUAUCGCAACAACACCAAUUCAACUGUCCUUUUCAAUUGAUGGCUGGAUUUGAUCUUGGAUUGCCGAUACAGCCUUGGGAGUGUAGAGUUGAAGUUUCGGCCGGAGAUAUCGUCGUCGUCGGUACGGAUGGGUUAUUGGACAAUGUUUUCGCGAGCGAGAUCGAGAAGGUUCUGAAAGAGGAGGAACGAGUUGACCCGGGAAAAUUGGCUUGGCGAUUGGCUGGGUUAGCAUUGAGGAACUCGUUUGAUAAGUGUAGAACAACGCCGUUUUCGGCUGCGGCUAGAAGGGCGGGGUUCUCGUGCGACGGAGGCAAGAUUGAUGAUAUUACGGUGAUUGUUGGACACGUUCAAGAAGGCAAAGUAAAGCGUUUCUGA
Benincasa hispida (wax gourd) is the source of this 810-nucleotide messenger RNA. NCBI's taxonomy places the organism in Eukaryota, Viridiplantae, Streptophyta, Magnoliopsida, Cucurbitales, Cucurbitaceae. The record is from RefSeq and is a predicted model, not a curated record.